Molossus molossus (Pallas's mastiff bat) is the source of this 990-nucleotide messenger RNA. It is a transcript of the gene SDSL, whose product is annotated as serine dehydratase like. Gene Ontology annotation, molecular function: threonine deaminase activity; L-serine ammonia-lyase activity. NCBI's taxonomy places the organism in Eukaryota, Metazoa, Chordata, Mammalia, Chiroptera, Molossidae. The record is from RefSeq and is a predicted model, not a curated record. The transcript is spliced from 7 exons. Bases 1 to 990 code for a protein of 329 amino acids. Gene Ontology annotation, biological process: L-threonine catabolic process; L-serine catabolic process.
AUGGACGGUUCUCUGGCACAGUGUGCCCAGGGUGAGCACUUCCACUUGGUCACACCUCUGCUGGAGAGCUGGGCACUGUCGCAGGUGGUGGGCACAACGGUCUUCCUCAAGUGUGAGAAUGUGCAGCCAGCUGGCUCCUUCAAGAUCCGGGGCAUCGGGCAUUUCUGCCAGGAGAUGGCCAAGAAGGGUUGCAGACACCUGGUGUGCUCCUCAGGGGGCAACGCAGGCGUCGCGGCUGCUUACUGCGCCCGGAAGCUGGGCAUCCCUGCCACCAUUGUGCUCCCCGAGGGCGCCUCCCAGUCUGUGGUGAGACGGCUGCAGGGGGAGGGGGCCGAGGUUCAGCUGACUGGAAAGGUCUGGGACGAGGCCAAUCUGAGGGCACAAGAGUUGGCCAAGAGGGAUGGCUGGGUGGCUGUCCCCCCAUUCGAUCACCCUCUGGUGUGGGAAGGCCACACCAGCCUGGUGCGGGAGCUGAAGGCGGCCCUGGGGACCCCCCCAGGGGCCCUGGUGCUGGCGGUGGGGGGUGGGGGGCUCCUGGCCGGGGUGUCAGCAGGCCUGGCGGAGGUGGGCUGGCAACACGUGCCCAUUGUCGCCAUGGAGACCCGAGGGGCACACAGUUUCAAUGCGGCCGUGGAGGCAGGCAGGCUGGUCACCCUGCCCAACAUCACCAGUGUGGCCAAGUGCCUGGGGGCCAAGACGGUGGCUGCACGGGCCCUGGAGUGCAUGCAGGAGUUUGAGAUCAUCUCCGAGAUGGUGGAGGACCGCGAGGCUGUGAAUGCUGUGCAGCGGUUCCUUGAUGAUGAGCGCAUGUUGGUGGAGCCUGCCUGCGGGGCAGCCUUAGCGGCCGUCUACUCAGGCCUGCUGGGGAGGCUGCAGGCCGAGGGCCGCCUGAGCCCCGCCCUGGCCUCCAUUGUGGUCAUCGUGUGUGGAGGCAACAGCAUCGACAGCCGGGAGCUGCAGGCUCUGAAAGCCCAGCUGGGCCAGAGCUGA